This is a messenger RNA of Peromyscus eremicus (cactus mouse), 6149 nucleotides long. RefSeq names its product Ras association domain family member 7 (gene Rassf7). The record is from RefSeq and is a predicted model, not a curated record. NCBI's taxonomy places the organism in Eukaryota, Metazoa, Chordata, Mammalia, Rodentia, Cricetidae. Gene Ontology annotation, biological process: signal transduction.
CAUGGGGCAACUCAGGUCCACGCUUUUCCGGCACACCUGCAGAAAACAUUGGGGCCGAAGAACUUCGUGGACUGGCAGACCCGAGAACCCGGGGCAACAGUACCACACUCACCUGGACCUUCCGCUCCUGCCUACCCAGCGAGUCCUCGAGGCACAUUCUUGAGGCACACUCUGGGAUUGCAGGGAGGAGUUCAGAUGUCUCAGUCUUCACACCUUCCUGCUGUGCAGGAACUUCCCCAGGGUAAAGAAGCUUGCGGAUGCUCAGGAGCGGCAAGAUAUCCCGUGUCUCGUUGGGGCGAAGAGAUCCUGAAGUCCUCUGUCCGUUAGUGCUGGUGCGGGAGAGCCUUUGCUGGCGAAUACCUGGCCUGGAGAUGUGGGAGGGGCCUGAGGAGUAUCCUAGUCAAUCAGGGCAAAGGUGGGUGUAAUGCAAGAUAGUUUGGGCCAGGGUAGUUAGCAGUCCUGUCCAAGGCGACGCCUAGGGAAAUAGGGGAUGGGUUUCGAGAGGCAGAAUCGGGCUUGCACCUACCCCAGCUUCUUGCGCCCGGCCCCAGCACCCCGCACCCUGCCCUUGUGUGGGGAUGGAGGACGACGCUGCUCUUCGCCAGGGUCAGCAUUGGGCUCGGACUCUGAGAGCGGGAAGCGGUCAAUGGACCAGUCAGUGUUGUCUUUGAAGAUCUUCGAGCCCAGGGUCAUGCAGGGUGCAGCUUGAUGCUCACUGAGGACCUGAAAGGCCAUCAGGGUGUGUGGUUAACUCUAACCCAGUCAGGUCGGCUCCUCAGCUCCUUAGCUAGGAUCAGCACUGACCUGGCCUUGAGGGUUGACUAGUACUGUCACACAGCCUCGACUGGAUUGGAAGUACAAGGGGUCCUGGCCCGAGGACACUGGCAGCUGCUUCUUGGUCCUGCUGGUUCCUUCGCCCCAUACCUAGGAAAAGGCUGGGUGGUAAGUGAGGAACAGUGUAGGCUGGGGCAAGACAAUUUGAGCUGGCAGGCAGCAAGGGUUCACCGUGAUAUGGUGCUGUGGGGCUAGCAGAGUACCAGGCGGGAAUCGGUACAUGCACACAGGGAAGUCCCUCACAAGCUGCUUCAGAACAAAGCCACCCAGGUCGACAGUCUCUGCCUGAGACUGGUUGAGGAUACGGAUGAACUUCUCUCGGUGGCUGACGGCAGCGAUCUUCAAGGAGCAGCCAAGUAGGCUGGACAGAAAGGAAUGCUGGGUAAGGAAGAGGGGCCCUAUCCACCCAGAAAGCCCACCCACCACGCAGUCCUCCCUGAUUUUUUUUCUGGUGUGCUCAUGGCUGGGCAGCUCUCACUUCAACUGGGGCCUUGCGUACUGGUGGUGAAGGUCUGUACAGGACUCCAGAACAGUCUUGCUAAACGACGCUGAGCCGCUCUUAUGGGGAUCUAGAAAAAGAAGUCCUUUAGGGGAAGGAGAACACAAUAAAGAGUCCAGUGGGGCAGUUCCCCAGGAGGCCCGACCAGGGGUCUGCAUAACAGGGAAACAGCAGCAGGGUUCAGAUCCUGGGCAGAAGCAGCUGGACCUUGGGGGCUGAAGAACCUGAGUAGGACUUUGGGCAGAGGUGAGAGGUUGCUCAAGGGCGAAAGGGAGAUGCACCCAACUCCACCUUCCAUGUGUCCACUGAAGCUCCUAGUGCACUCCUGAAUCUGCUCAGAAGCAGCUAAGUCUGUUCCCUGGGCCGGGUGGCCCGACACCUUCUUUGUUCCAGAAUGCCGAACUAUCUGGUAGCUGUUAGAGUCAGAGUCGGUCCCCCCUGAGCUGCUGGAGUCUACCAAAGGCAAGGCGCUCCACUCCAGGAUUUUUCCAGGCUUCUCCAUAGACUUGAUGGCACACUCCGAGUCCCAGGUAUCCAUAUCGUAGGACGGGUGGGGCUGGAGCAGCCUGGGACCAUGAUAUGUUCACUGGCUGCUUUGGCUCCUAAACCCAGGACCCAUGCCCCCAACCCCAGUUUGCCUCCCCAAGGCAAUGGGUACCCUGGUUUGUGUUCCAGGAUCUCCAGAGUCAGACCCAGCUUAUGGUAAAUUAAUGAAGGGAAUGAUGACCUUGGAGCUCCUCCCCUUGUCUUGAACCCAUUCCACAUAUUACAUAUCAGAGCUGAGGCUUGAAAGGGUUACAUGACUUGUCUGGGAACACUUAAGGAUACAAUGGGAACUGGUCCACUUCUGUCAAGCCAAAUCUUCCCUUCCCCUGACCCCUGGGAACUCCCUGUUCAAUGCAGUUACUUUUGUUCUGAGUGGAAACUCAUGUUGGAGAAGAGGUUGGGAUAUCGUUGGGCAACGCUGUUCCAAUCUACAUCCUCCAAUCGGAAACCCUAGCAGGAAAAAAAGAGGUAUGUGCCUCCCCGACCUUGCAGGGCUUGAGAGACCUUAUCAUACACAUGGAAUGCCUCCUGUGGUAGCCUUGCUCACCUCCGUGCCAGAGGGAACCUCAACAUAAUCAGAGGAGUCAGUAGGGUCUCUUAGAACCUCUGCAGUAACCACCUGAAAGAAGGAAACACAGGGGGCUGGAGAGAUGGCUCAGAGGUUCGGAGUGCUGGCUGCUCUUCCAGAGGACCCAGGUUCAAUUCCCAGCAUCCACAUGGAAGCUCACAAUUGUCUACAACUCCAGUUCCAGAGGAUCCAGCACCCUCACACAGGCAUAUAUGUAGGCAAAACACCAAUGCACAAAAAAUAAAAAUACAUAAUUAAAAAAAAAAGAAGAAGGAACCACAGACUAGCUGGCAGGGAACUUGAGGGAGGACACCUUUCCCCAACAGGGCCUCUCACUUUUGACUUUAACAGCACUUUAUGUGAACUAGAUGAGGAGGAUGCUGGUCAUAUGAUUCCUUCUUGUGGAAACAUCCCAAGGAAGACAAGGUUUCUCAAGCAUGCUGGCUGCCCAAGGAGUGUUGUGGGGGAGUGGGGUUGUCUGAAAGGUAUUGGGCCAGGGGCACAAACUCACCUCUACACUGCCAGUCUGAGACCGAAUCACGCGUCCCACCCAAGAGGAACGGGCCAGCUGUAGAAGGCAUGAUUUCUCGAAGGUCUGCAGCUCGGCCUCCAUCUGCUGCAUUGUACGGAGGUUCUGGCGAAGUUUCUCCUCCAACUGCUCUUUCUCCUGAUCAAGAAUGCCUGCCAGUGAGAGAGGCCUCCAGCAGCCCCUCCUUUCAGACCAACCUUAGGUGGGUAGCUACUGCCUGCCGAGGCAUUGCCCUGUUCCCUGAUCCCAUGCCCUCACCAGCUGAGCGUGUUCCUUCUGGGCUUUCAGCUCCAGUGUAAGCUUCUGGACCUGGUUCUGCAGGAAUUUGUCUUGGCUUUUGGAGUGCCUGGUAGGAGGGGCAAUCUCAGCCCUUCUGGAUCAGGCCAGGAUUCCUGAGAGUAGGUCAGCAGUAAAGGAUGCCCCACAGCCACCAAAGCCUGAAGGCACACAUUAUUGCAGGCCAGGGCAGAAUAAAUCCUAACAGGUCUGGGCAGAGGUCUACAUGCUCAGGGGUAGGGUUACAUUUCCAACACAGUAACUUAUUCAAAAGUAUGUUGGGGAGUCAAAUCAUGCAAAGACUACAGAUAGCAGCAGUCAGGUCGAGGGCUCGGGGUAGAGGUUGGCGUCAGACAGAAACAGCAGAGUAGGACCUGAGUUGGGCUGGGGGUUUCGCCACUGACCGCUCAGGGGGAAUCCCUGCCACCUCCUGCAGGAUGUGGUAGUAUCGGGCAUUCUGGCUAUUCUGGACAGCCCACCGAAGUGCCUGGAUCUCUAGUUCUCUCUGUUCCCAUAACAGCCUCAGGGUACGUGGGUCCAGGGUUUCAGGGGCUAACCUGUAAUUCCAGUUCCAUGUGGUUUGAUCAGGGCUGGGUCUUUGGCUGACCCAACCCAGGAGGCUGCCCCAUCCCCUGCCUCCUUACUGCUGCUUGAAAGAGCAGCCUACUGGUAUGGAUGCGCAGUAGGGCUUACUGCUCUGGGAACGCGAAGGAGCCACUGUGUCCAUAGGUGUGCCAACUGGGGACUCUAAGUCACUGCUGUCUGGCUUUACACCUGCUGGAGCUGGGGACACCUGCUCAUCUUCAGACUCCUGGCAAGACUUAGGGGCCAUGCUCGAUGUUGGUCAGGAGCUGGAAAGGAAGGAGGCUAGGACAGCAGGUCACCUCCCAGGAAGCACGUCCCAAGUAUGUACAUAUAUUCCCUGAUGUCUCCUCUUUGUCCCCCUAAAGCUCAGCCUAGAGCUAAGAUCAGAGGUGCUAAGCUUUUGCCUAUAACCCUUAUUCAUGUGCUCCAAACCAGAAACUCACCCCCACACUCACCUGAGGCCUAAACCCACAGAAGGCCUAGAGAGGGAAGUGUUCUAUACUGUUGCCAUGGAUUUCUGCACCUGGGGGGAGGGUGUCUUGUUACCAGGAGCCUCCAGGGAGACGCAGGGCCAUGAGUGCAUUCUGUGCCAGUGAGGUUUAGAUAUAUUCCUAAGAAAGCAGGGAUGGAGAGGCCUAGCCUACGGGGCUGGUGAAGGAAGGGCGAAUGUUGCGCUCGGGUACAUGUCAGAGUGGCAGGGCUCCAGUCAGGAUCCCUCUCGGUGGGCGGAGACCAGUCACACUGAAAGUCUGUUGAGGAAGUCCGCUCUGGAGCUGGGAACACACCUGGGCUAACCAGCCCAGAGCGAACGCAGCUGCCGACGCGCUUCCGCGUUGAUCACCGGCGGACAGGGAUGGUCUUGGAGCUUGUGGUCAUGGAGCUGAAGGUGUGGGUGGAUGGCAUCCAGCGGGUGGUCUGUGGGGUCUCAGAACAGACCACCUGCCAAGAAGUGGUCAUCGCGCUAGCCCAAGCUAUAGGCCAGACAGGCCGCUUUGUCCUUGUGCAGCGUCUUAGGGAGAAGGAACGGCAGCUGCUGCCACAGGAGUGUCCAGUAGGAGCCCAGGCCACCUGUGGACAGUUUGCCAGUGAUGUCCAGUUUGUCCUGAGGCGGACAGGGCCCAGCUUGUCUGGAAGGCCCUCCUCUGACAACUGUCCACCCCCGGAACGAUGCCCAGUUCGGGCCAGCCUCCCCCCAAAGCCAUGGGCAGCACCAGGCCGUGAGCCACACAAAGCACUGACCUUCAACCUAGGAUGUCCCAAGCUGGUCCCCAACCCCUCGAUCCCUGAGCCUACAGCUCUGGUAGGACCCACGCCAGACUGCUUUGCAGACCUGCAGGGCCUAGAACUCAGGAUACAGAGGAAUGCUGAGGAGUUGGGCCAUGAGGCCUUCUGGGAGCAGGAGCUGCGAAGAGAACAAGCCAGGGAGCGUGAGGGACAGGCACGCCUCCAAGCACUGAGUGCAGCUACUGCCGAGCAUGCUGCCCGGCUGGAGGCCCUGGAUGCCCAAGCCUGUGCCCUGGAGGCAGAGCUUCGUCUGGCUGCUGAGGCCCCUGGCCCUCCUUCAGCUACCGCAUCUGCUACUGAACGCCUACGCCAGGACCUGGCCAUCCAGGAGCGCCAUAGUAUGGAGAUGCAAGGCACCUUGGCCCUGGUGAGCCGGGCUCUGGAGGCUGCCGAGCAUGCUCUGCAGGCUCAGGCUCAGGAGCUGGAGGAGCUGAACAGGGAACUGCGACAGUGCAACCUGCAACAGUUCAUCCAGCAGACAGGGGCUGCAUUGCCACCACCUCCUUCCCAGCUGGACAGAAGCAUCCCCGGCACACAGGACCUUCUGCCUCCAGCCAGAGAAGAGCCCCCAGGGAGUCCCCCAGAGCCAUAUCCUAGUGACCAGCCUGAGUCCCGAGGUUCCCCCCAUGAGGCAGAGCUCCUGGAGGUAGCAGUUCCUGCUCAAGUAGAGGACACUGAGGACAGAUGAGCCAGCACAGCUGGAAUGAGCCACCUGGACAAUGGGAGAGUAUGAUCACAGGAUUCUUUCCCUAAAGUGGGGAAAACUAUAAUGUCCCGGGGUUUCUGCUUCGGGGGCGGGAGUGCUAGUGACAUGUUGUCCUAGUCUUCUUCAAGUCUCCCAAGUCCCCUGAAGAAGCAAUGGGCACAGUUCAGAACUUACCAGGCCCCAAAGGCCACUACUUAUCGGAGGAGUGAGAAGUGUGGACAAUGCAUUCAUCCUGUGGGUAUGUGUGCCUGCUGUUCACUCCACAGAAUGUGUGCUGCCUUCCUUGCCCUGACAAACCUUAAUAAACUACCUUUCAAAGGUG